AUGAUAGAAGUUUAUAUUUUCUUAUCCCACUUCAAGUUUUAUCCAUGUGGGACAAAGGUUAAUAGCUUUGCUAUUUGGGCCAAGCCCAAUAAGUCAUUUCCAAUACCAAACAUAUUUAAGCUAAGCAAUACCUGCAAGUCGGCCAAGGUCGAAUGGGAUACCCUGGAGGUAGCCUUUGAAGGAACGUCAAAGGUGAAAAUCUCACGGUUACAGAUCCUGACAUCUCGUUUCGAAGCACUUCAAAUGACUGAAGAAGAAACUAUCGUUGAGUUCAAUGUUCGAGUACUUGACAUUGCCAACGAAUUAGAUGCUCUAGGAGAAAAGAUGUCUAAUUCAAAACUUGUUUGGAAACUCCUUAGAUCUCUACCAUCGAAGUUCAACAUGAAAGUCACUAUGAUCGAGGAAGCUAAUGACCUGUCAAAAAUGAAGCUAGAUGAAUUGUUCGGGUCAUUACGUACGUUCGAAUUACACCUGGGAAACAGUGCAAGCAGGAGGAAACCUUGUCUGGCUCUAACCUCAGUAAAGGAAGAAUCCAAAAAGGAGUACAGGAUUGCAAAACUCAAGAGUCAGUUGCAUAAACACAUUGGCAGUCAACGCAACAGCCACGAAGCCUCCUCAACUACUCAACCUAGAACAUCAAGCUCCUUUUUAUCCGGACUGUACCGAAGGAAGGACCACGAACGAAAUGAUAAGGACAUUGGCUCUUCAAAAAUUGAAAAGUCUGGUAAAGGAAUCAGGUGUCAUGAGUGUGAAGGAUUUGGACACAUUCAAUCUGAAUGUGCAACCUAUCUCAAACACAAAAAGAAGAGUCUGGUAGCCACCUUAUCAGAUGAAGAAGACUAUUCCGAAAGUGAUGAUGAAGAAGUAGGAAUGGCCUUGAUCAGUAUCACCACUAUGAACGAAGAAGAAGCCACACAAGUGACCUCCCAAGCAUCAGACCAGCAGAAAUCAAUGGUAGACGACUGUCUCAAUGACAGUAUGGUGCAAGGGAAGUGGAAGGAAGAUCAAGCAAUCAUCAUACAACAACAAGAAAGGAUACAAUGCUUGAUGGAAGAAAAUCAAAGCUUCUUAUCCUCAAUAGUUACUCUAAAAGCCGAAUUAAAUAAAGUAAAAAAUCAAUUUGAAGAACUAACCAAAUUUGUAAAGAUGUUGACAAACUGGUCUAAAAAACUAGAUGAUCUAAUUGGUCAAGGAAAGAGAUGCAAUGACAAACGAGGUGUGGGUUUUACAGGAAGGAAAAGCAGAGGGAACAGGAACACUGUGUUUGUACGAGAGUGUGACACUCAGAAUAGUCAGACAGAAAAUGCAAGAGGGGAGUACACAGUGGAUGCUGCCUUACUUUUUGAUAAUGGCUACUCCAGGCACAUGAUAGGGAAUGUCAUCUUCUUCUCAGAACUUAGCGAAUGCAAUGCAGGAUCUGUGGUUUUUGGUGAUGGAGGGAAAGGAAGAAUCAUUGGUAAAGGAACUAUUAAUCACCCUAGUUCACCCUAUCUGCUUGAUGUUUGCUUGGUACAUGGGCUGUCAGCAAAUCUGAUCAGCAUUAGUCAACUGUGCGAUCAAGGAUAUCAAGAUUCAGAGGUUAAUUUAUGCAAUCUGUCAAAGGCGGAGGAGGCUAGCCUGUGGCACAAGCGAUUGGGACACAUCAGUGGAACGUCCAUUGCCAAAGUUGCAAAGGUAGACGUCAUUAUAGGUUUUCCCACUCUCACUUUUAAUCCUCAGGAUUGCUGCUCGGAUUGUCCUACUGGGAAGCAAGUCAAGUCAUCCCAUAAGCCGAGCCUACAGAAUCUUACGAGAACAGUUAUGGAGUCCAUCAAUGUCAUCAUAGAUAAUCAUGAGAAAGUCUCUAAUGGAAGCGUUGAUGAAGAAGAUGGAGAUAUCUGGGCUCCUUACUCCUAG
Cucumis melo (muskmelon) is the source of this 1896-nucleotide messenger RNA. RefSeq lists its product as uncharacterized. Bases 1 to 1896 code for a protein of 631 amino acids. The record is from RefSeq and is a predicted model, not a curated record. Lineage: Eukaryota; Viridiplantae; Streptophyta; Magnoliopsida; Cucurbitales; Cucurbitaceae. The transcript has 5 exons.